Molecule: messenger RNA, 837 nt
Organism: Mytilus trossulus (common blue mussel)
Lineage: Eukaryota; Metazoa; Mollusca; Bivalvia; Mytilida; Mytilidae
Exons: 1
Source: RefSeq, a predicted model, not a curated record
UUCUUCUCACUACUGAAGAAUGCUUGCACCCAACGCCAGAUUCAACUGAACCCAACGACAUUCUUCAUAGAUUACGAAUCUGCUGUACAGAAUUCUGCCAGAUCAUCUUUUCCGGGAAUUACUAUCAAAGGCUGUUUUUUCCACUUUACACAAUGUAUUUGGCGUAAAGUGCAAUCAACAGGGCUCGUCACAAACUACAAAGGGGAACCAGACAUCCACCAACUGAUACGCAGGGCGGCAGUUCUCCCACUCGUACCAACAGCAGAAGUAGAAGAAGUCUGGUUUCAUGCACUAGAAGAGUUAGAAAACUCAGACUCAACUGCAAAUACUACCCCUUUUACAGAUUACGUCACUACUUACUGGGUUGAAGCAAACAGACAGCUGUGGAAUCACUACCAAACAGAAGGACCAAGAACAACAAACCUCCUAGAAGGUUGGCACAGCGGCUUGAAGAAAAUGAUCCAAGUACCACACCCAAAUAUCUACACACUACUCAACUACCUCAAAGAAGAACAGGCAUUUAACGAGAUAACUCUUAUCCAGUACCAUGCCGGGGGAGUAAGACCUACAAAAAGAAGGAAAUAUACCCAACUCAACCAGCGCCUUCAACAACAGAAAGAUCAACUACAGAAUGGUGAUAUUACUGUAUUUCAGUUUGCAGACACUGCCUCCUAUUUGUUACAUUUGGACUAGAUUUGUUUAAUGAUAUUUUGUGCUAUGUAUGAUUAAGCUGUAAUGGUAUAUUUAUGUAUUGUGUAUGCUUUAUUGUUGAACCUUCUACAAUAUGUGUGCUUUAUAUUAUCAAUUGUGUUCUAAAAUGCUUGAUUGAAACCCAUU